Molecule: messenger RNA, 877 nt
Organism: Hylaeus volcanicus
Lineage: Eukaryota; Metazoa; Arthropoda; Insecta; Hymenoptera; Colletidae
Gene: Arl2
Product: ADP-ribosylation factor-like protein 2
Exons: 2
Coding region: 154-708 (184 amino acids)
Biological process (GO): protein folding
Cellular component (GO): cytoplasm; microtubule cytoskeleton
Molecular function (GO): GTP binding; GTPase activity
Source: RefSeq, a predicted model, not a curated record
UUAAUUAUAUACCACUAAAAACUUUAGCGUUUAACGUCAAUGUUGACUGAUAUAGGUUAACUUCGUUUGACAAGUAGAGGGAGUUUUGCUUUCGAUCGUUGGAUAUUCGGAUAUUUUAAAUCAUUACCCGCAGUAUUUUUCAUGUAAUAUAAAAUGGGCUUGUUAACAGUGCUUAAAAAGUUGAAACAAAAAGAAAAAGAAAUGCGCAUUUUAAUGCUAGGUUUGGAUAAUGCUGGUAAAACGACAGUUUUGAAAAGGAUGAGUGGAGAACCUAUCGACACAAUAUCACCAACUCUAGGUUUUAAUAUCAAAACUUUGGAGCAUCGUGGAUACAAGCUCAAUAUAUGGGAUGUGGGUGGUCAAAAAUCAUUGCGAUCUUACUGGAGAAAUUACUUUGAAUCUACGGAUGGGCUUAUUUGGGUAAUUGAUAGUGCAGACAAAAGAAGAUUGGAAGACUGUAAAAUAGAAUUGUAUAAACUUCUGCAAGAGGAAAGGUUGGAGGGUGCCAGUCUUCUAAUAUUUGCAAAUAAGCAAGAUUUACCUGGAGCAAUGUCUGCAUCAGACAUUGCAGAAGUUUUGGAACUACCUAACAUUAAAACCCAUCACUGGCAAAUAUAUAAAUGUUCAGCAGUUACAGGAGAAAACCUUGUCGAAGGAAUAAACUGGAUUGUAGAUGAUAUUUCUGCAAGGAUAUUUUAUUUAGAUUAAUAUUAAGAAAUGCAUUAAAUUGUACAAUUAAUAUUUUGCCUAGUAUUGUCAUUUUUUACAUUAUUUAUUUUUCACAUCUUAUAAAACAGAAUUAUGGUACUAUUGUUUUUUUCACUUGAAGAAUUAUUAUUAUAAUAAGGAUACAAUAAAUUCAUGAUAUUUCUUAAAA